Molecule: messenger RNA, 462 nt
Organism: Sodiomyces alkalinus F11
Lineage: Eukaryota; Fungi; Ascomycota; Sordariomycetes; Glomerellales; Plectosphaerellaceae
Exons: 6
Coding region: 1-462 (153 amino acids)
Source: RefSeq, a predicted model, not a curated record
AUGAGAUCCCGGUCCUUGUCAGACCCAGCCACGAACCUCAAGGGGAAAGUUAUCAAUCUCGCAAGACCAAACCCUGGACGGAAGAAAACCGACCAACAGAAGCUUCGCGGUGGACACUACACUGCGGUAGCUGUUUAUAUGUCCUUUGAUCAGACCCUUGAGAGUUGUUUUCGGGCAUUCGAUUAUCAGCCCUACUACUCAGACCUCGGCCGUACAAUUUCCACCAUCAACAAUACCCCCCCUGAGGGAGAACACGAUAAUCCAAUUGAGGCCUACUUCGUUGUCUGGGCGCCAGUUCUGCCCGCUCAUACGGCACAGCGCCCAGGCGACGAAAAGGCGUUGACCAUCGCCUCCGAACCUCCCGGACGAGUAACCCAGCUGCGUCAGCUCAGCUUCACUGCCUCCAAGCUGUCUUCAAAUCGGACCACAGAAACGGAGAGCUUCAAGACCUUGGCGCAGUAA